AACGGAUACCUAUCUCUACGUGAGGCCCGACCGGCCCGAGAGCCCAGCUUGCGACAGUUGUCGCUCGGUCGCUCUCAGAGAGCCAUCUCGGCUCCCGUCGCAGAUCAGUUCCGUUCUAAUAAAAGGAUCUUCGGAGGCAUCUCAAAGGAUUCGCAAGGAAAUCAUCGAGUAACCUUUUAACGUACUUCCAAGCACUUUCAAGGGUCUCUCGGAAACUCGCGAGAAGCUGCUGACAAGACUAGGAAGAAUUUAUUAAUUAGUUGGCUGCAAGAUUUCGGGAUGGUGAACCUGAAGAACGCCUUGGGUGCCGACGAGCUCACCGACAAGAAGGUCGGUCUCCCUCGUGCCCUUCUAGCGGAAUUUCUCGGCACCCUACUACUCAACUUCUUUGGCUGCGGUGCCGUGGUGACCGGAAAUGUCCUCACUAUCGCCAUGGCCUUCGGCCUGGUGGUGGCGGGCGUAAUUCAGGGGAUAGGUCACGUUUCCGGAGGUCACGUUAAUCCGGCAGUCACGUGCGGUCUCGUCGUCAUCGGCAAGGUGCCAAUUAUCAGGGGCAUUCUGUACAUCGUGGCGCAAUGCGCGGGCGCUAUCGCGGGCUCGGCGAUCCUGAGGGCUCUCUCGGCCGACACGAUGGAGGAUUUCCUGGGCGUGGUGAAGCUCUCCCAAGGGAUCAGUCCGGUGCAGGGAUUCGGCGUGGAGUUCUUCCUCGCGCUGAUCUUGGUGCUGGUAGUUUGCGGGGCGUGCGACGCCGCUAAACCGGACAGCAAGGGCAUCGCGCCUCUCAUAAUAGGCCUGGCGGUCACCGUUGGCCAUAUCGUCGGCGUACCGCGAACGGGUGCGGGAAUGAAUCCGGCGCGUUCGCUGGGUAGCUCUGUGGUGAUGGGCGCCUUCGACAACCACUGGGUUUACUGGGUAGGUCCGAUUAUGGGCGGUAUCGCCGGUGCACUUAUCUACGUGCAUGCAAUCGGACCGGCCAAGCAACCGGAAGUGCCCGCCAGGACUUACGCCUCGGUCGCAACCGAGGAAAAGGAGAGGUUCGAGUACAUUGACAGCGGACGUGGCGGACUUUAAGAUACACGAAGAUGUCCAGACGUACAAGAGCGAUUUAACGAUUCGCCUGUAGAAUAGAACUUUCGCGUAAAAAAAAAAAAAAGAAAGGGAACAGCGAACAUAAAAGCGACCUUGUUUUGCAGCUCCAGAAUCUUACCAGCAGGAAAAACGCCAGUCCCGCUUGACGUUCUAAUCGACUUUCUCUGCCAACUCGCCAAUUGUCUUAUAUCAAUAAUGUGAUAAAAACUAUCAAACGUCUUUUCUGUAAAAACCGCACGUGUAUUUCAAACCUGAAGUUUAUGAAAUUGCAUUGCUUUCUAGCGAAGUGAUCUUAAAAAAAAAAAAUAAAAAAAA
Molecule: messenger RNA, 1404 nt
Organism: Solenopsis invicta (red fire ant)
Lineage: Eukaryota; Metazoa; Arthropoda; Insecta; Hymenoptera; Formicidae
Product: aquaporin AQPAn.G
Exons: 5
Coding region: 280-1071 (263 amino acids)
Biological process (GO): transmembrane transport
Cellular component (GO): plasma membrane
Molecular function (GO): water channel activity
Source: RefSeq, a predicted model, not a curated record